Messenger RNA from Ilex paraguariensis (yerba mate), 3218 nucleotides. The record is from the annotation of a GenBank genome assembly. NCBI's taxonomy places the organism in Eukaryota, Viridiplantae, Streptophyta, Magnoliopsida, Aquifoliales, Aquifoliaceae.
UUCCUUUGGAACAAUCACAAUGGAAAGAAGCAGAAGGAGGCCAAAACCAUCACAACCAAUACACAAACAUAGAGUUAUUUUCCUCAUCUACUCUCUCUUAUUCAGUCUCUUCCUCUUUGUCACAACAACAUCAAAGGCAGAAGAUUUUCCGGUUGGAUAUGGCUAUUCGAUUCGAUCGACGACCGUUGACUCAUCGGGGAGGUCGUUGACUGCUCAACUUCAGCUCCUCAAGAACUCCACUGCUUUUGGACCUGACAUUCAGAAUCUCAACCUUAUCGCCAGCUUUGAGAGUAAAGAUCGUUUGAGAAUCAAAAUUACAGAUGCCAACCAGGAAAGAUGGGAAAUUCCACAAGAAAUCCUCCCCCGCCAAACUCUUUACCCCCACCGCCUACUGCCGGAAAACCACCCAUCUCCACAGGAAAGCCAGUUCCUCUCAGACCCCAACUCCGACCUCGUUUUCUCCCUCCGCAACACCACCCCAUUUGGCUUCACAGUCACACGCCGCUCCUCCGGCGAUACCCUCUUCGACACGUCGCCGGAUCCUUCAGAUUCCGGCACGUUCCUCAUUUUCAAGGACCAAUACCUACAACUCUCCUCUUCUCUCCCCUCCAGCAGGUCCUCUCUGUACGGCCUUGGAGAGCACACUAAGAAAACCUUCAAGCUCACCCAUAACCAGACACUGACAUUAUGGAAUGCAGACAUUGCUAGUGCAAAGCUUGAUUUGAAUCUAUAUGGGUCACAUCCUUUUUACAUUGAUGUCCGUUCGCCGGCUUCUGAUGGCAGAGUGCCGGCGGGAACUACCCAUGGUGUGUUGUUGCUCAACAGUAAUGGAAUGGACAUUGUGUACAGUGGUGAUAGGAUUAGUUAUAAGGUUAUUGGUGGGGUUCUUGAUUUGUAUUUCUUCUCUGGACCAACCCCAGAAAUGGUUAUGGAGCAGUAUACCGAACUCAUUGGUCGGCCUGCCCCAGUGCCUUACUGGUCCUUUGGAUUUCACCAAUGCCGCUAUGGUUACCAAGACAUAAAUGAUAUUGAGGGUGUGGUUGCUGGCUAUGCAAAAGCUGGAAUCCCACUUGAAGUUAUGUGGACAGAUAUUGAUUACAUGGAUGCCUAUAAGGAUUUCACUCUCGAUCCCGCUAACUUUCCAUUGGACAAGAUGAAGAAAUUUGUUGAGAAGCUUCACCUAAGGGGUCAAAAAUAUGUGCUUAUCUUGGAUCCGGGAAUUAGUGUGACCAAGUCAUAUGAAACCUACAAAAGAGGGAUGCAAGCUGACAUCUUCAUAAAACGUAAUGGGAUCCCUUACCUGGGUAAUGUUUGGCCUGGACAAGUCUACUUCCCUGAUUUUUUAGAUCCUGCUGGUGGAAUCUUCUGGGGCAACGAAAUCAAAAUAUUCCGAAACCUUCUCCCCUUUGAUGGCCUCUGGCUCGACAUGAAUGAGAUAUCCAAUUUUUUAUCGUCCCCUCCCAACCCAACUUCUACCCUUGAUGACCCUCCGUACAAGAUAAACAAUUCUGGAGUGCAAAAAUCUAUUAUUGAGAACACUGUUCCAGCAACAUCCGUACAUUUUGAUAACAUUACAGAGUACAAUGUUCAUAACCUUUAUGGAUUCUUAGAAUCAAAAGCUACUAAUGCAGCUUUAAUCAACAUUACUGGUAAAAGGCCGUUCAUACUCACUAGGUCAACGUUUGUGGGUUCUGGGAAGUAUACCGCACAUUGGACUGGAGAUAAUGCUGCUACAUGGGAUGAUAUUGCAUACACGAUUCCAAGCAUCUUAAAUUCAGGAUUGUUCGGUAUCCCAAUGGUUGGAGCUGACAUUUGUGGUUUCUCUCAAGACACAACUGAAGAGCUUUGCCGGCGUUGGAUUCAGGUAAAAAUUCAUUGCUUUUUAGUCAGUGCAUUAAAAUCUAAUUAUUUCCCAUACGCUCUUCAUAGUACUUGGAAUGGAAUUUUUAGGAGUGAAAGUUUCACAAGCAUUUCAUAGUCAUUUUUUUUUGUUAUGCUGGCACUAUUGUAAGUCCAAUUUCCCUUUAAAAGUUUACCAAAACAAAAAUGAAUAACUUUCAUUCCAUAGUUUUUAAAAAUUGAGAACAUUUAUUCCUGUUUUAAUUAGAUGCUAAUUAUUGAUGCCAACAAUUUAUUCAAUCUAGCUCGGGUCUUUUUAUCCCUUUGCGAGGGACCACUCUGACAAGUAUACAACUCGUCAAGAGCUAUAUAUGUGGAAUUCAGUUGCUGCAGCAGCUAAGAAGGUCCUAGGACUCCGUUACAGGCUAUUGCCAUACUUUUACACCUUAAUGUACGAGGCACAUUCAAAAGGAGUUCCCAUUGCAAGGCCACUUCUCUUCUCAUUCCCUCAAGAUACCAAAACUUACGAGAUUGACUCACAGUUUCUCAUAGGCAAAGGCGUAAUGGUGUCGCCUGUGUUGAAGCCAGGAACAGUCUCAGUAAAUGCGUAUUUCCCAGCAGGAAAUUGGUUCGACCUCUUCAACUAUUCGCGUUCUGUGAGUGUAGUUCCAGGAAAGUACGUAACACUUGCUGCACCACCAGAUCACAUAAAUGUACAUGUUCGGGAAGGAAACAUAUUGGCCAUGCAAGGAGAAGCCCCGACAACACAACUAGCCCGAAAGUCCCCAUUCCAGUUAUUGGUUGUCAUCAGCAGCAGUGGAAACAGCACGGGAGAGGUUUUCUUGGACGAUGGAGAGGAAGUGGAGAUGGGCGGGGAUGGCGGGAACUGGAGCUUGGUAAGAUUUGAUGGUGGCAUUGUAGGGGAGAAAGUAAUAGUCAGAUCAAAGGUUGUAAAUGGAGACUUUGCUAUGCGUCAGAAGUGGAACGUAAACAAGGUAACAUUGCUGGGGUUAAAACAACAUUUAAAGAAGCUCAAGGACUAUGAGAUAAUCAUUAAGGUGGGAGGAAGGCUACAAAAUGGGAAGCCAAUGAUCAAAGAAAGUUUUGAUGGCAAUUCAUUCGUAAUUGCGGAAAUAUCAAUCCCAUUAUCGGUACCCAUUGGACAAGAGUUUCAAUUGGAGUUGACACUCAAGAAGUAAUGAAAGUAUGCAAAAGAGCUCAAAGCCACCCAUUUCUUUUCAAAUUUGCAAUUGUAGCCUGACACUUUAUGCUUGGUUAAAGCUCAAGCUUAAAUAAAGCCUUGAACCAGUCAUUUGUUGAAAACUUUUCAUUUGUAGAAGUACUUUGUCUUCUUUUUUUUCUUCCAUUGCCUUGUCCAA